Molecule: messenger RNA, 1168 nt
Organism: Malus domestica (apple)
Lineage: Eukaryota; Viridiplantae; Streptophyta; Magnoliopsida; Rosales; Rosaceae
Source: RefSeq, a predicted model, not a curated record
UUUCAUUCCCCUGGGCAACAUCAUCUAUCACGUGUAAUUUACAAUGACAACCGGAAUCUUGUUGAGGCGGAGUGUUUUUACAAGUUAGAGCCUAUUGAUAGAGUUGAUGUGGAAAUGAUCAAACUUUUGGGCUUGUGCAACUUGGAAUCCAUGCCAGCUGUUCGAAUGCAUCAUCCACUCACAAACUGGGAUCUAAUAGACGUCCCCGUCCAGGUGCGCCUCUUUUUCUCUCUCUCUCAUAAGUCUUAAAUAUAUAAUGGGAAAGAAAUGACUGAGUAAUGUUGUGAUGACUGUGGCAAAUACAUAGGGACUGUAUCAACAUGGUAUAUUCAGCACCUUUUUUGUUAGGAAUGAGGUUCCAGGCCUGUUCAGCUAUAAAAGUACCAAGUCCUCGAUAUCUUUUAUUGUCCCUUUACUACUUGCUAGUCACAGAAUUCGAGGCUUAAACAUCUUUGCUACCUAUGCAAAGGAAAAUUCAAAUAAUUAUUCUACUGGACCUAUUAUUGCUCCAAUAAUGAUCAAAGUGAGAAACAAGAGUAAGGGUCUGAAGUUGAUCUAUGACCCUGAGUUCUACGGAAUUCCAGGUGACGGAGAAAAUAUGAUAUGGUUGAGCCAUUGGAUGAUGGAGAAUAAAACAAUAUUACAAUGUGGAGAUGAAGUGGUGGUUUCGGUAAUAACCGGACCACGUGACAUGUUUUGGGUAAAGGAGUUUGGUGUCGACCUUGUGCAAGAGCACCAAGACAAGAUGAGUACCCAACACAACACCAAAUCCGAUCCUAAUUAUCCAUUUGUUAUCGGUGGAGAUUUGAAGAUGUUUGAGCGCAGACCGGGAAUAUACUUCCUUGGCAAUUAUGCAAGAAAAGAUAUUGAUGACAUUGAUAUCCUCACCAUGGCCUCUGAUGAAGAAGACACAAACAAAGAAAGACAAGAGGAUGAACCUGAUUACACAAUUGCAAAGACGAGGGCUGCUAGCAAUAACUGCAGCUUGAGAGGCUGGAAGGUGCGCCUCACAGCUGUCGGCUUCUUUUUUUCGCUUGCUCUAGUAGGUUGGUCCUCCAUCUCCCAAAAAAAGAAGCGACACUCGUCCACAAGCCCACCAUGAGUUUGUAAUUUGACUUGAUAUAGAUAUAUCUUUGCAUUCCUCUCAGGAUGUUUUCUAUCUUCAAAA